AUGUUGACACAGGCACAAAUCCUAUUAGUAAAAGCAUCAUAUCGAUCACCAUCAUCAGCUCUUUCCUCGAAGAGAAUCAUUGCCGAUGGUUUGGGUAUCAUACCAACAAGAGUCCCAGAGCCUGGUCAGACUGGAAUAUACUUCCAGUCUCGAAAAUUUGGGGUCACAUCAAUAAAUUUCAACAGUAAUCACAAAGCAAACGCCAAAUUAAAGCCCAAGGCUUCCCAGUCUAACAAUUCCUUCCAUCCCAAUUUCAAGAAAUUUGAUGAUUCCAAACUGAGCCGGGCACAACCUCCUUCUACCCUGAGCAGCUUCUCAUCAAUACUCAGCCGCCCAUUCAAUACUUUCUUUGCCCGUCCUAUUCCUAAUGGUAUGGCUUUUUUUUCUGUCUACGAACUUUCAGGAUUGAUCCCUUUCCUCUUUGUUUGGCAAGCUUGCUACCUGUUUCCUGGAUUCCAUGUUGUUGAUCCAUCUACAAUGUCAUCCUUGCCAGUAUUUGGUGAUGAGCUAUAUUCUAUAAUGGAACAGGGUAGACAAACUAUCACUAGAAUCGUCCAGUCCGCGGAAUUGCAACAAGAGGAUGCCAAAGAAAGCUUGGAACAAAUUGUCAGUAGUGGUGCUGAAGCCUACGUAACUUUAAAAAUCUUGGGCCCAUUACGGAUUGCGGUACUGUAUUUUGCAAUGACGAAGGUCAGUGACCUGGUGAUUGUUCCUAUUGGAAAGGUAUUUCAAAGAAUGUUAUCAGGUAAUAAGAAUUCAAGCAGUAGUUCGUCGGUAUCUGAGAGUGGGAAGGGAAAAACAGAAUUAAAAUUCAAGAAGUUGAAGCAGAAACGUCUAUGA
Molecule: messenger RNA, 840 nt
Organism: Saccharomycopsis crataegensis
Lineage: Eukaryota; Fungi; Ascomycota; Saccharomycetes; Ascoideales; Saccharomycopsidaceae
Gene: MRX11
Product: Mrx11p
Exons: 1
Coding region: 1-840 (279 amino acids)
Source: RefSeq, a predicted model, not a curated record